This is a messenger RNA of Hyaloscypha bicolor E, 537 nucleotides long. RefSeq lists its product as uncharacterized. The record is from RefSeq and is a predicted model, not a curated record. The transcript has 2 exons. Lineage: Eukaryota; Fungi; Ascomycota; Leotiomycetes; Helotiales; Hyaloscyphaceae. The coding region runs from base 1 to 522 and encodes 173 amino acids.
AUGCUGCAGUUGUUCCUGUGCAUCUUCUUGACGGCGUUGCCCCAAGGCUCAAAGCCCGACGGCCGGCAAGCUCUCGGGGAAGGCGUCCAGAAGAAAAGAACAGCCUGGGCAGAGAACAUGGUUCGCCAGAUCCUUGCGGUGGAGAAGACGCUUGAAGCCUCGUCCUCAGUUCUCCAUGCUUAUGGUCGCCCUGCACCAGCUGAGCUGGCCCAUUGGCUGGGAAUCACUACCAAAGCUCAACGCGAGGCAACUGCAGCUGUUCUGUUCGUGCAGGUCUCCACACCCACCUGCAGUUUGAUGCAGCGGAUCCAGGACCGUUUUGUAGUCAGUGCCUGGCCCCUCGCCAGUUGGGAAAGGGAACGGUCCCGAACAAACCAGUUCUUCCUGCAGGCGGCGGAUACUACUGCAGUGCGAUACACUCGCCAGCGACAGAUCAAGCAUGUAAUCUAUGCAGGGCAUGCAUGGCAUCAAGAUGAGCGCGGGAGAAGCACCGCCAAUUUAGCAACGACUAGUCCCCAGUGACGCACUGGGUGCCGU